This is a messenger RNA of Adineta ricciae, 3999 nucleotides long. The record is from the annotation of a GenBank genome assembly. NCBI's taxonomy places the organism in Eukaryota, Metazoa, Rotifera, Eurotatoria, Adinetida, Adinetidae.
AUGACGUCGAUAUCGGAACAAAAGUAUACAACAUUGAGAAAACGUCUCGAUCAAUUUGGUUUCAAACAACCAUUAGCAAUUGAAUCAUUACCAUUGGUAGAAAAACUUUUCCAAGCGUUUAUUCAAACAACUGAAGAACUCAAGAAAGCAAAAGAAAAUCCACCAGCAGCGUAUGCACCACCUCCACCAGCAACAUCGUCCUCGACAAACGGAGUAUCAUCUGCUCAUCCUUAUAAAAACGACAACGCUCGUUUGGUAAAAGAGAACAAUGAUCUACAUCUGGAGCUAUUGAAGGCUCGCGAGCAACUCGACCAUCAUGUGAAAGAAUUCAAAAGUCAGUUGAGAAAGCUCGAACAUGAAAAUGCUGACCUUCGUUUCCUGAAUACCCAAUACAUCCAUCGACUUCGAACAUUGGAAAAAGAAUCUCGUCAGAAAGACAAUAAAAUUCUCGAAUUACAGGAGAAGAACUUUCAAGCUGUUGUUCAAACACCAGGUGGAAAUAAGCAUACGAUUCCAUUCCGUCGUCAACGCUUAGAUAUCGAUGAAAUGCUACCUGAAUCCUCUUCAUCACAACGAACAUCUCUUCAACAACUACCCUACGUCAAUGAUCCAUACAUCAUCGACAUUGUGAAAGUCACUGAGGAUCGCAUUGCUGAACUGGAAGUCGAAUUACAACAACAAAAACAACAUACUGACGAAGUCGAAACCAAAAUGACAAAUCUUAAAUAUCAGGUUGAAAAUCGCGAUCGGGAAAUUGAACGACUUCAUCGAGUAUUGGAUGGUGGUCGAUCAGCGGAUACUCUUUCACUUGAAUCAAGACUGAAAAGUAAUGAAAAAGUCAUUGCUAAUCAAAGUGCACAAAUUGACUUCCUUCAUGAAACCAAUCGGGCACUAGAAAGACGUUUACAAGAAUUGACCGAAUUGAAACGUAACCUAUCCGACAAACAGUUCGAAGAACGCCUUCGAAAUACUGAUCUACUUCGAGAUCUCAAGGAUAUUGAUCGCCUUGCACGUAAAGUACAAGCCGACAAGGACUUUACUGUUGAAGCAGCCGAUCGAGAACUGAACGAAGCUAAGAUCGAAAUUCAACAAAAUCAUCGCGAAAUGCAAUCACUCGACACCAGAGUUGCUUGUUUAACAGCGGAAAAGAAGAGUUUAUUGGAAGAAGUCGAUGGAUUGCGAAAUCAAUGUGCUGAACGUAAUAACGAAUUGGCUCAUGCGCAAGAACUUCUCGAACGUACGCAAGCAGAAAAAGCAAAGUUAAGUCGUCGCGUAUCGAAAUUAGUCCUCAAUGAAAAAGAUCUUCUUCAAGAAUUACAGAAAUGUCGUCGCACAACUCGAGCUCCAACUCCGACAGCGACUGGCGCUUCAUCAUCAAAGAAACUUUCUCUUCCAGCGCGACUCGAUCUUCAUCUGAAGAACGUCGAAGAUGAACGUGAUAUGUAUAAAAAUGAAACGGAAAUUCUUCAGAAAUUACUUAACGAACGUUCACGUACUACCGGCUCAUCAUCACCGUCGAAUUCACGGCCACGCGGCCGAUCACUAUCUCCAACGCCUGGUUCACGUACAACCGCUCGUCGUGAUAUUGCAACUUCACCUGUCAUUCAAUAUAGUCGACGAUCUGGAAGCAAUGGUAGCGCGUCACCGACACGUUGUACUGUUUGUGGAAUCCAUCGAAAUCGAUCGUCACCAACACGAGAUUUGACUGUGUAUGAAAGUCAAUUGAGAAAUGUGGAAGAAGAACGCGAUCGUUUUCGAAAGGAACUUAGUAAAUAUAAACGUUUAUCAAAGGAUAAAGAUGGUGAUGAAUCUCAAUUGGCUAAAGUAAUACGAGAGAAAGAAGAUCUACAACUGUUGUUAAACAAGUUCGAGCGUCACAUGGGAGAAAUCCAAGGCAAUAUAAAAGUUCUCACCAAUGAAAGAGAUAACCUAAGUGUUCUCUAUGAGCAGGCGAAAGAAGAACUACAGAAGGCUCGUCACGAUUUUCUUCAAUGUGCGCAAACACCGAAAGUAUCUCUUGCUGCUCAAGCAAUUUUACGUAAAGUCGAAAAUGAACGCGAUGCAGCCCUGGUCGAAGCACGUUCAAGCAUGAACGAACGUGACACGCUACGAGAACGCUUGCGAAUUGCUACGGAUACAAAUCUGACUGAACGUGCGCGAUUGGAACAACGCAUCGAAGAUCUUCAACUUGAAAUACGAAAACUGGACAAUGAUCGCGAAGAACUUCUUCAACAAAAUCAUUUACUACGAGAGCAAAUCAAAGAUUUCGAGAGUAAACUUGACGAACAAUUAUUUACGACUUCUCAGUUAAAUCAAGAACUAAAUGAUCAAAAAACCACGUCAUCACAAUUGAGAUUCCUUUCCGAAGAAGCAGAACGGCUCGUUCAGGAAAAUCAGAGACAGCUGAACUUGAAGAAAGAAGAACUUCGAGUACAAGAGGAGAAAACUCUUCGACUCGAAAAGAAACUUCUCGAUUUACAAGAAACGAACAAAGAUAUCAAAGACGAUUUUCAUGUUGUCCGUGCAACUGUUCAAACACUGGACAAAGAAAAAGAUCGUCUAUGUGGUGAACUCGAUCUCAAGGCUGAAGAAAAUCUACACUUAAUCCAAGAGAUCAACUCGAAAACACGCCGAAUCGAUGAAUUAACAAUGAUGAUCACAGAGUUAGAAGCAGCACUCGAUCGUUCGAAAGAUGACACCAAGCAAAAGUUAAAAGAAAUCACCAGUAUGCGAAUGCAAUUAGAUCGAAAUUUAGAAGAAUUGAACGAGUAUCGACGCAAACUCGAUCUUAACGCACGGGAAAACAAACGAUUACAAGAUGAUCUUCUCACAGUAACACGAGAGAAUCAAACAAUUCAUCAAGAACUUGAACAUGCGAUCGACGACAAAGAAAAUCUGAAAUUACAAGUUCAAGAAUACAUCAAAGAAGUAUCAAAAUGCGAAACUGUUAUUACACAAAAAGAAAACGAUCGAACAACACUAUUCGAACAAUAUCGUGAAGCGACGAAUGAGUUGAGUCGGGCGAAACUAAUUCUCGCCGAUAUGGAAUCUCAAGCUGCUGGUCUCAAACAAGAACUACAAAUCAGAGCAGCUGAUAUGAAACGUUUCACCGAACGUAUCGAUUAUCUCGAACGCGAACUUCAACAACAUAUCUCUGUCGGUCACGAAUACGAAAUUCAGCUAUCGAAUAUGAAUCGUUCGUUACAACGUAAUGAAGAAAUUAUCAAGCGAUUGCAGGCAGAGAAACAAAACUAUGCAAGUGAAAUAUCGAACAUUCGCGAUUUGAACUCGACAGUCGAGAACAAGAAGGAACAGAUCAUUCGCGAAUUAACAGGCCGAGAAAUUGAAAAUGAACAGUUGCAAGCAGCGAUUAGUGAUAUGAAAUUAGAAAUCGAUAUGUUACAUACGCAAAUUAAUAACGAAAAAGCUAUGGUGCGAACUCUAGAAGAAAUCAUUAGUUCAUCGCGUGAAAAAGAAUUUCAAACGCAAAUUCAUACACAAGAAAAAGAUUCCGAACUACAAUUAUCCCGAGAACGAGCAAAUAUGAGUGAUAUAAAAAUACAAAGUCAAGGAAAAGAAAUUGCAGCAUUACGUGCACAAGUUAUCGGACUGGAAUCUGAUAAUGAUCGACUUAAGCGACAGUUAACAAGUGAAAGAUUCGAAAGAGAAAAAGCAGCUCAGGAUCUACGAAAAUUAACCGAUCUUACAUCGAAUAUUGAUUACGAUUCUCGAUAUCGUAGUACAUCACCGAAGUUGACGUCGACUGUGACAAGUACGAGUGCACAUCGUUCGUCGACAAGAAACUAUUCUCCUGGACGCACUGAACUCCCUCAAACAUCGCCAACUAAGAUCUCGGUGUCGCUGAAAGUUUCCGAACUUAGUAGAAGUCGGGAAACUCUUCCAGAGACUAUCGAUAAUUCCAGUGUCCAUAACAAUAACUCGACUGAUGAUACUGGUGUUGAUCGUUCGUGCAGUUUAUGUGUUGAUACAACACCAUAA